Molecule: messenger RNA, 1107 nt
Organism: Alternaria burnsii
Lineage: Eukaryota; Fungi; Ascomycota; Dothideomycetes; Pleosporales; Pleosporaceae
Exons: 1
Coding region: 1-1107 (368 amino acids)
Source: RefSeq, a predicted model, not a curated record
AUGGCCGAGCCGAAGACCAUUGCUCUCUUUGGGUCGACCGGGUUUCUGGGUCCAUACAUCACAGCCUCUUUACUCCAAAAACACAGUUGCGCCAAGAUAUUGUGCCUCAAUAGGAGUGAGGAUGGAGAGCAGCGUACUACAUCAUCUUUGCAGCGCAUAAGUAGCGACAACCUCGCAAGUUCUAGCCGUCUCCACUUUAUGACAACCGAAAUCACAAAACCAAACCUUGGACUGGACGAUACGCAGUACAAUCAACUCGUAUGCGAAGUCGAUGAAAUCGUCUUCAACGCCUGGAACGCAAACUGGGCCGUACCCCUAGCAAGGUUUGAGCCACUCCUCAACGCCGUACGCAACGUCAUCAAAGUAGGUAUCGGCAGCCCCAGAAAGGCACGUGUAACAUUCAUUUCAUCAAACUGCUCAAUCAUGAACUGGCCAAGCCGUCAUCCCGAACAACCACUCAUACCCGAAGAACCUGCUUGGGAAUAUGCCAGCGCUGCGGAUAGCGGGUACGGACAGAGCAAAUGCAUCGCUGAGCAACUUCUGGCCCGCGCGAACCUAGAUUCCGGCGUACGCAUCGCCAUCGUACGUGCAGGCCAGAUUGGUGGACUGUCGUCUGCGACUGCUAGUUCCCCAGGCUGGCCAAUACAAGGCUGGCUAUGGGUCACUUUCAAGACAAGCCAGCAACUAGGUUGCUGGCCUGUUCACAUGAACGCUGUCGACUGGAUUCCUGUCGAUGCUCUUGCAGAAGGCAUCACCAACAUUACACUUUCGCAGCCGAGUAACAACGACGUGACCAAAGUAUACAACAUGAUGCAUCCUAACCCCGCACCUUGGGUUCUUCUGCACAAUGUCUUGACUGAGAAGUUUGGUUUGGCGGUCAAGGGUGUUACGCUCCCGCAAUGGCUUGGCCUACUUGAUCCGAAAGUGUUUAAGAUGCAUGGUUUCAUGGCAGCAGCGGGCGAGGGGAGGGAGCAAGAGGCCAUGGUCUUUCAUAAUAAGAAUGCGCUGGAGAUGUUACCAAAGGUUGAGAAUCUUACGGCGAAGCAGAUUGAGGUAUGGCUCAAAGGGUGGAAAUUGAGACUCGGCGAGGCAAGGGUCAGGCUUUGA